Messenger RNA from Cricetulus griseus (Chinese hamster), 2687 nucleotides. The record is from RefSeq and is a predicted model, not a curated record. NCBI's taxonomy places the organism in Eukaryota, Metazoa, Chordata, Mammalia, Rodentia, Cricetidae.
UCCUUUCAUAUCCCUUCACUCCUUCCCCUUCCCGCCCUCCCACAACACCCCCCCCCAAGGAAUUCUGACCAACCAAGGCGGCCGAUGGCUAAAUCCUAAACCAAUUUUAAAAACUAAUCCCCAGAUCAGAUAGGCCAACUACUCCUAAUCUCAGAAGACAGUCCAAAUGAUCCGGAAUACGAAGCCCAGUGAAGGAAUCUUCACAAAAGUAUUUGCAUUUACCACUUCCUAAUGAUCUGUAUUCAUUUUCUAACAUGCCCAUUCUACUACUUUAAGACUGAGUGACUAGCCCAGCACAGCGACUGCCCAAUGGGCAAAAUUCUUGAGAAGCUGCUGUUCCUCAUCAGCUCUUCCAGUAACGGAUCUAUGCCUAACCUCUGGGCCAAAAAUGAUAGGAGCAAAAGCGGUGACAGCCCAGACCACCAGCCAGGGCCUUGCACAGCAGCACGGUGGAAUCGGCGAUGUCAUAGUGAAAACCCCCUUUUAUCAGUGUCUUGCUGUGUGUGGGCCUGUUUCUUUGACCAGCUCCACCACUCUAGGAGGCCCUCUCUCAGAGUCUUCUAGUAGCCUACUGCUCUAUAUCCUUCUCCAUUUGGGGACCUCAGCAAUCUGCCUCCUGCUAUCUAGGACAGUGGUAGAAGGGGUCUGGGGCAAAGCAUAAGGGAUCCAGAUGCCCUCGGUGCUGUGUGCCCACCUAUUUGGCAACUCAGAAUGCCCAGUGCUCAGUGGCUCAGGGGCUGUGUAUUGAGUAUGUGCAGGAACUGCCACUUUCCACCUGCUGCAGGUUGUGCUGGCAGUCCGCCUCCUCUCUCCCACCUGCCCUCCUGCACAGCUGCAUAAUAGCUUCUGGAGCUUCAAGCUGGUGUUCCUGUUAGGUCUCUAUACUGUUGCCUUCUGCAUCCCUGAUGAGCACCUCUUCCCAGCCUGGCAUUACAUCAGCAUCUGUGGAGGCUUCACACUCAUCCUAUCACAGCUGGUGCUAAUCACAGCCUUUGCCCACUCACGGAACAAGAAUUGGCAGACUUGUGCAGCCCAAGACUGUAACUGGUUCCUAGCCAUGUUACUGGCCACCCUAGGGUUCUACAGUAUGGUAGGUGUGGGAGCUGUGCCACUGUUCCACCACUACACUGACGGUUGUCUGUUCAAUAAGUCAUUACUCAGCCUGCACCGGUUCUGUGGCCUCCUCUCUUUCCUCUCCAUCACACCUAGCAUCUGCUUCAAGCACCCAAGUUCUGGCCUACUGCAAGCCUCUAUCAUCAGCUGCUAUAUCAUGUUUCUGACCUUCUCUGCACUGUCCAGCAGUCCCCCAGAGACAAUAACCUUUCAAGGACAGAAUCAGACCUUGUGCCUGCCUGGCAAGAAUAAAAUGGAACCACAAAUACCGGAUACCUCAGUAGCAGUGUUGAGUGCUGGCACCAUGUAUGCUUGUGUGCUUUUUGCUUGCAAUGAGACUUCCUACCUGGUUGAGUUGUGGAUCAUCAAGGUUUACAAUUAUGAGUUCCAGGAGGAGCUUCUGCAACCCUGCCUCCCAGUAGCACCCCUCUCUCUCUCCCCAGGGCAAAGCAGCACAGCCAGGCCAGCUGGCCCAGAGACCCCACCAGCGGCUCAGGCGCAAAGGCAGCAUCUUCCCUACAGCUACUCUGCCUUCCACUUCACCUCCAUCCUUGUUUCGCUCUAUGUCAUGGUCACCCUUACCAAUGGGUUCAGCUAUGAGGAAGCAGAACUGGAGAAGACCUUCCCUAAAGGUAGCCGGGCUACCUUCUGGGUCAAAGUUGCCUCAUGCUGGGCAUGUGUCCUCCACUAUCUGGGGUUGCUCCUGGCACCACUCUGUAGACUUCCCACUCAGAAUCACCACGACCCCAAGGUGACAACACUGCCGUCUCAUCAGUACUGCUCCCCAUCUAUGUGAACAAACUGAGGUACCCUUUACAUUAUACUCCUAAUCUUAGCUCCAUGAAUCAUCUAGCUGAGCUCAGUACCUCAAAGACAAAUGAGUAGUUACACCUAGGCUCAAUACUCCAUCUAAGUAUCUAAAUUGGAAGUGGCCAAACACACCCUAGUUUCUUGAUUCAGUAAAACUAGUGUCUUCAUUUAAGCUCAAGAGUCUAACUCCCAAAUCAGUAAACUCAGAAGCUUUAGCUGAUCCUAGCAGUGUGGCACCAGCCCCUUCCUAGCUCCAGAGCUGGAGAUAAGGGGCAGGGAAAGACCAACAGAGACUGAAGAUUUGGGUUUGCCCUUGGCAAUCAAAAGAAAACAAGUGGUCCAGCCCUGGGCACAGGGAUGUAAGAAGCCCAGAACCACAAAACAAACCAGGGCAUAGAAGAAUGGAGCAGAGGCUACCACGGGUUUUAAUCCCGAUCUUGAGGUCAAAGAAACUGGAAGACAAAAAAAUACCUUCGUUCCAUGAGGAAAGACAGAAGAGAAUGUGAGCACUUGAGAGCAGCUGACCACCGGAAGUUGGUGAGCAGAUUUUUCCCCCCCUUUGGCCAACUUUCAAGCAAAGAAUGAGGAAGAGACAUAAACUUAGAUCCUUCCCCUCUUAUAGCCCUCAAUACCAUCAUGGAGACAGUGUUCAAGGUCUGAGUGGGGCAUAAAAAUCACAGAAAAGAAGUCUCUAUAGUUCUUAUAGGAUUCCUCUACCACAGAACUGGAGUGCUUUUCUGGUUGCCAUAGUAAAAUAGGCUUCU